AUGCAGCGGCCGAUCGCGGGGCGGCUGAAGCACGCGGCGGGGUCGACGCCGCUCGUGGUCGUCGCAGACGACGUGCCGCCCAUCAGGAUCGCGGAGCGCCGUGCGAUCGACCACCUGAGCGAUCUCGACCAUCCACGUGGCUCCCCGCUCGCCAGCGGCAAGCACGCCAGCCCGCAAGCCGCCGUCUUCCGCGCGGUCGCCGCCACCGGCGGCGUCGCCUCCCCGGUCGCCGCCUUCUCCCCCGCGGCGCUCUCCCGUGAGUUCGCGCUCGCCGCCGGCAGCCACUUCCACGGCGGCCCCGCGCACGCGGGGCACAGCGCACACGCAGGCCAUGGGGUGGGGGGAAGCGGGCCGGUGGGUACGGAGAGGGCGGGCGGGGGCGCGGUGGUGUCGAACGUGGCGGUGGUGGCGGUGCUGCUGCUGCUGCUGAACCUGUCGACCAUCUACCUCUUCUUCCAGUCCGGCCUCUCCUCGCGCUCCCUCUCCGCCGCCUCCGCCGACAUCCGCCUGCGCAGCGGACCGCAGGAGCGCGCCAUGGCGCACCACGCCGCGCUCUCCAGCGACCCCCCCGCCCGCGCACGCACGCACGCAGGGGGCGGGGCAGGCAGCAAUCCGGUGCAGGCGGAGGGGGGGGCGGGCAUGGGGAGGGGCGUGGGGGCGCACUUGAGCUUGGCAGUGAGGGCGCGGGAGACGGUGAACGGGCGGCUGUUCCACAUCGCACCGGGGCUGGCGGCCAGCAAGGUGCCCUGGAACGCCACCGACAACUCCUUCCUGCUCUCCCUCGUACGUCCUUCCUGCUCUCCCUCGUACGUCCUUCCUGCUCUCCCUCGUACGUCCUUCCUCCUCUCCCUCGUACGUCCUUCCUCCUCUCCCUCGUACGUUUCAAGCCUCUCUUAG
Molecule: messenger RNA, 897 nt
Organism: Closterium sp. Naga37s-1
Lineage: Eukaryota; Viridiplantae; Streptophyta; Zygnematophyceae; Desmidiales; Closteriaceae
Source: the annotation of a GenBank genome assembly